CCUUUCAUUGUUUUCCUUCUUACCGUCCAAGCAGAUUGUAAAAGUGAAAUCUCCGUUUAAACGUUCCAGUAAAAUGGCGGGCGGAAACUAGACUUUCAUUCAAAUCCAAACCCUUUCUCACUUCACUUGUUUUUUCUCCUGUCGGUCUCUCUCUCACACACACGCGCCCCACAGCAAGCAUUCAUACAUGCAAGUCCAGAGUAAAGAGGGGGAAUCUUUGCGGAUGAGAAUGGAGUCUUUGCGACGGAUCUGCGACAGAGAGAUCCCCGUUGCACUGCAGAAAGUCGACUCCUUUGCGGCGACGUUUGAUCAUUUUCUGGAUUCGACCACUUCCACAUUAGAUGAAACCCUCCAAAAUCAAGGGAAAUUAGGCAAGUUGAAAUCUAGCUUGCGGGAAGCUGAGGAUGACUUUGUUAAAGUGCUGGCGGUGAAGACUCGUAAGGAGGCUAAACAGUUGGCUAUAAGGGACUCCAUUUCUGCUACGAGAGCUAGAAUAGAAGAACUUGAAAGAACUUUGCAAGUUCAGAGGGCUAGGAGGGAUGAAUAUGCAGCAAUUAUGUCCCAACAAUCUGUUGAAAAGGGAAACCGAGACAUUGAACAUAUAGGAGAAAUUCAAGAGGCGAUAUUAUGGUAUAAUAAGGUUCUUGGUUUCCAAAUUGAAGGCGGAAGAGGGGUGAAAUUCACAUUCAACUACAUCAAUGUGAGCAAUCCAUAUGAGGAGUACAAUUUUACCAUUCGCCAUGAAGAGGAUACAUAUUCUUUGUUGGCUUGUAAACCCCACUUGAAUGACACCAAAGACUUGAUCCGCGAGUUGAAUAGAACCAAUGGCUUAUUCAAAUUUGUUAGAAUAAUGAGAGAGAAGUUUCAAGAAGCUGCUUCACUUGGAGGAACUUUGCCUCAAUCCUCAACUCUUCAUCAAGAGUCUGCAACAAUAGCUGCGUCUGCUCCGGCUAUGUCAGUUUCAACUGACACAAGUGACUCUCCUGUGAAGGAAAAUGUGUAUCCACAUGAAGUAAAAAGACAGUCAAGAAAAGUUAAUCUUGGAAGAGGGGCUAAACCAUCAAUUUUGUCCCCUGCAUCAGUUCGUCGGUCCCCUCGUUUUGUUAAGCGCAAGGAAUGAAGAUAAAGUGAAGCUGGUGAUUGUCCCAGCGUGUUUGGCAUGUAUUGUGUGUGUUUUGACUUGCUCAGCUAAUCAUAGUUUCUGACUCAUUUGCUUGGCACUGGACAUGUGUUGCAUGAGCCUGAUUUAUGUAAGAAAGUUUGGUUGAAAGAGAUCCCGCGGCAAAGCUUUGCGACCCAAACAUUGUCCUCCAUCAACAACGGUAUUACCUGAAUGCCACCGGGGGUAUAUUUAUAUUGUUAUCCUGUAACAAUGAAUUUACGACCGAUGGAAUGUAAAGAACUCAUCAUAAUAAUUUUAGAUUCAUCAACAUUAGACGCUAGAA
Molecule: messenger RNA, 1445 nt
Organism: Hevea brasiliensis (rubber tree)
Lineage: Eukaryota; Viridiplantae; Streptophyta; Magnoliopsida; Malpighiales; Euphorbiaceae
Product: kinetochore protein SPC25 homolog
Exons: 8
Coding region: 188-1120 (310 amino acids)
Biological process (GO): chromosome segregation
Cellular component (GO): Ndc80 complex
Source: RefSeq, a predicted model, not a curated record